Molecule: messenger RNA, 1405 nt
Organism: Meleagris gallopavo (turkey)
Lineage: Eukaryota; Metazoa; Chordata; Aves; Galliformes; Phasianidae
Source: RefSeq, a predicted model, not a curated record
AUGAACAAGCUUGUUGAAAAAUCUGUUCCUUUUCAAAGCAAACCAGCACUUGUCGUUAAGGUUUUAAUUGAAAAAGACUGGGUUUCCUUUGGCCACAAAUUUAACCACAGAUAUGGCAAUUUAGAUGGAGAUCCAAAGGAGAUAUCCCCUGUUAUUGACCAGUUCAUUGAGUGUGUCUGGCAGCUAAUGGAACAGUUUCCUUGUGCCUUUGAGUUCAAUGAGAGAUUCCUGAUCCACAUACAACACCACAUCUAUUCCUGCCAGUUUGGUAAUUUCCUGUGUAACAGCCAGAAGGAGAGACGAGAGCUGAAAAUCCAAGAAAGAACAUAUUCACUGUGGGCUCACUUGUGGAAAAAUCGUGCAGAUUACCUGAAUCCUUUGUACAGACCAGAUCACAGUCAAACCUGGGGGACCCUGCACCCACAGAUGGCUCCCUGCAACUUCUUGUACAAGUUCUGGAGUGGUAUGUACAACCGCUUUGAAAAGGGGCUGCAUCCUCGACAGUCAGUCAUUGAUUAUCUGAUGGCAGUGAAGGAGGAGACUCAGCAGCUGGAAGAAGAACUGGCAGUCUUAGGAGAGAGAUUGGCAAAUCUUCAAAAAUUGCAAUUAAAUGGUAAUAAAGUCAAGAGUAAGCAGCAAGACCGAAGCAAGGAGUUGGUGCUUUCUGCUUCCAACAACAGCUUAGCUAACACUCCCCAAGAGUACAGCAAUGAUCUGAAAUCAUUCCCAUCCCGGAGCCCUUCACAAGGGGAUGAAGAAGAUUCAGCCUUGAUUUUGACACAGGACAACCUGAAAAGCUCUGAUCCUGACCUCUCAGCUAACAGUGACCAAGAAUCUGGUGUGGAGGACUUAAGCUGUAGGUCCCCAAGUGCGGGUGGCUGUUUGCCUAGUGAAGACAGUGGCAAGGAUUCAGAUGAAGCUGUAUGCCUGGCAGUCUGAAAUGUCUUCACAGCAGCAAGGAUCAAGAUGCAGCUGAGUCCUUCAUGGUCUGGAGCGACAACUUUUAAUCAGAUGAAGAAUGGGAAUUGUCUGUGGCCUGAAGAAAUAAUCCAAAGAAAGGGAACUGUGCAAUUAUGUAAGUAAAGAUUUAGCAGAACAAGCCAUUAUUAAAGACAUAAUGCUAAUCUCUGAUGUUACGAAUAUUUAUUUAAGCCGAUGAUGAAUAUUUAUUUAAGCCGAUGUGGUGUUUCUUUUCACUUUAUCAAUGGUGCACAUAAUUGUUCCUUACCCUGUACAUUUCCAUAAUUAUUUAUUGUACAAAUUAAUAGUUAUUCUCCAGAAACACAAAAUUCCGAAGUACUUUAUGUAUGGACAAAGCUGCAGGUUCAUUAGCACUAGGCUUACGAGUAGUCAAAACUUAUUUUUGUAGAGUUUUUUUGCCUUUGGACAUACCUUAUAUUCCUUU